AUGAAACCAAGAAUAGGAGGAGGAGAGGUGAUUGAAGUGCGUGAAGAAGUGGAGGAGAUCGACGAGUUAGAGAGAUUCCGAAAUGAGUGGCGAAACGAGUUAGCGUCAAGAAACGAUGAGAGUAAAGCGAUGGGUCGGGAAAAGAAAGAGGCAAUCAAGAGGGAAAAGGCUGCCGUUGAAUCAUUUCUUGAGGGUUGCCGUUUAGAGCAAUCCCAUCGUCCAGCUGACAUCUUCCGAGCACUCCACCAUUUCGCUAAAUCUCUCGACAAAUCCCCAAAAGUUGCUGAAAUGAUUGAUCCAAAGUUUUUAAAGCUUCCAAUUAUGGACUCUAAUGGGAAGGAUUUCGAGGCACAAAACGAGUUUCUGAUGAUAUUGAGGGAUAGACUUCAGAAAAGAAACAGCGCUUUUGAGGCAACAAAUGCUUCACCUUGUUAUUUCAAUUGUCUUCCCGGGGAAAUCUUGAUGAGAAUUGUUUGUGAAGUUGUAGGAAAAGAGAUCUCACUCGAUUGUCUCUUUACUCUAUCGAAAGUCUCAAUGAGCUUUUUCUUGACCACUAGAUCAAAUUCGAUAUGGCGAAUGAUUUUCUUGAAGACAACUAGUCCACAGAUUGGAAAAGCUGCCAUCGAACUUCGACCGGAUUCUUGGUACAAUUUGUGCAAUCGAACACCACGACCACUCUUCAAUGGGGUUUACGUGGGACGAACGACGUAUGUGCGACAUGGAGAGACUGGAUAUCAAGAUUCCUCCUAUCGUCCCUACCAUACCGUUUGCUACUAUCGAUAUCUCCGACUUUUUCCAGAUGGUACAUUGAUGAUGAAAAGCUCAGCCGAUCCACCAGAUAAUAUCGUUCAUUUGAUGACGAAGACAUCAAGAAGUGAAUCUAUGAAAGGAAAAUGGUGGUUAGAGGGGAAAUUUCUACAAGUUGAGUUGUACCGGGUCAAUCAAAUCGAAGUGGAACAAUCGAAAAUCGCUCGACGACGAAAUCGUCGAGAAAUUGUGAACGCUAUGCCUCAUGUUGUUCACAAACAGACGCAUCGAUUAACUUUUCGACUAUUCGGUGCACCGAAGAGUAAACUUCUUUGGGUGAGAUUUCAUGUUGAGGUGGAGAUGUUGGAUGGAACGAAGACUGUUUCGGAUAUGGAAAUCAACCGCUACGAAUUACACUCAAAACAAAAAGAAUUCCCGCCUUUGAUCUUUCAAGCGAUCAACUCAAAUCAACAAUCACAAGACGAGGAAAACAAAGAGAAUGAAGAGCAA
This is a messenger RNA of Mesorhabditis belari, 1257 nucleotides long. Lineage: Eukaryota; Metazoa; Nematoda; Chromadorea; Rhabditida; Rhabditidae. The record is from the annotation of a GenBank genome assembly.